Molecule: messenger RNA, 1524 nt
Organism: Theobroma cacao (cacao)
Lineage: Eukaryota; Viridiplantae; Streptophyta; Magnoliopsida; Malvales; Malvaceae
Gene: HSFB4
Product: heat shock transcription factor B4
Biological process (GO): regulation of transcription by RNA polymerase II
Cellular component (GO): nucleus
Molecular function (GO): RNA polymerase II cis-regulatory region sequence-specific DNA binding; DNA-binding transcription factor activity
Source: RefSeq, a predicted model, not a curated record
CCCUUCUAAACAUUUUUAUCCCACACUAAGAAUUAAGAAUCACCCCUCAGCCAUCUGUUCUCUCCUGCUCCAAACCCCUCUAUUUUUAUCUCAGACCUCUCUCAUACUCUCUCUGACUCUCUUCCAUUAAGACACAAAUCCAGCAGUUCUUGCUUUGAUCUUCAAUGGCUGUGAUACUCGACAAUUGUGAAGGAAUAUUACUAUCAUUGGACUCCCACAAAUCAGUGCCAGCACCAUUCCUCACAAAAACCUACCAACUGGUAGACGAUCCCACCACAGACCACAUAGUUUCAUGGGGAGAAGACGACACUACUUUCGUUGUUUGGAGACCUCCCGAGUUUGCUCGUGAUCUACUUCCAAAUUACUUCAAGCACAACAAUUUCUCUAGCUUCGUCAGACAGCUCAAUACUUAUGGUUUUAGGAAGAUUGUACCAGACAGAUGGGAGUUUGCCAACGAGUUCUUCAAGAAAGGAGAAAAACAUUUGCUUUGUGAGAUCCAUAGAAGAAAAACUGCGCAGCCACAAGUGGCAAUAAACCAUCACCACCAUCACCACCCACAUUCUCCUUUGGUUAAUGCCCCGAGUUUCUUUCCAUUUCCAAGCCGAGUCAGCAUCUCUCCAGCUGACUCAGAUGAACAAGCCAACUGGUGUGACUCGCCACCACUUUCUUCACCAAGAGGAGGCACUGGAGUCUCAGUGGUUGCUGGCGGUGGUGGCGGCGGGGGUGGAGGCUACAGCAGCUCGGUCACAGCUUUGUCAGAGGACAACGAAAGGCUGAGAAGAAGCAACAAUUUGCUUAUGUCUGAACUUGCCCAUAUGAGAAAGCUUUACAAUGAUAUUAUCUAUUUUGUGCAAAACCAUGUCAAGCCUGUCACUCCAAGCAAUUCCUACUCUCCUUCUUUACUUCUUUGUGGCCCUCCUUCAUCUGCUGCUCCUCCUGUUGUUACUACCAAUAGUUCAUUAUUGCAAAAGCCUUUGAACCAGCUUCUUGGGUAUUAUCCAAAUAGUCCAAAGCAAGCUCCUCAAGUUCAGGUUUUGAACUCCCCAAGUGCUACAUCGCAAAGCUCCUUGACGAUUUUGGAAGAAGCAAGCAGCAAUAGUUGCAAAACAAAGCUCUUUGGUGUGCCUUUACAAUCCAAGAAGAGGUUGCACCCGGAGUAUGGUGCAGCUAACAUGGAGACUAACAAGGCACGUUUGGUCUUGGAAAAAGAUGAUUUAGGGUUGAAUCUUAUGCCUUCAUCAACAUGUUAGUUUCCCAUAUCUAUUCAAGAAAUAUUAGCUUUCUUUUUGAACUUCUUCUUUCUGUUUUUAGUUUUUGUUUGAUUGUCUUUGUUAUCUCUUAGAGUCUGAUGAUAUUGUUGAUGGAAAUUGUUCGAGUGGGGUGUGUGGGUGUUUGUGACUGUGUAUAUAUAAUUUUAGUGCCGGUAAUAUUUUGUUCCCCCUAGCCACAUGAAUGCAGGUGGGUUUUGGUUAGAGUGAAGAUGAAAGCAAAGUUCAAAAUCUCAACACCAAUCUUUUUCCUUGA